Messenger RNA from Acanthosepion pharaonis, 1185 nucleotides. The record is from the annotation of a GenBank genome assembly. Lineage: Eukaryota; Metazoa; Mollusca; Cephalopoda; Sepiida; Sepiidae.
AUGCACUUACCUUACCGUCGUUCUUUCAUUCUAUCUAUCUAUCUAUCUAUCUAUCUAUCUAUCUAUCUAUCUAUCUAUCUUUCUUUCUUUCUUUCUUUCUUUCUUUUUUAUUCCUUUCUUCAUCUUUAUUUCGUACUCGCUCUUUCUUUCUUUCUUUCUUUCGUACGAUUUUAUUUUUUUUGGGUUUUCUUUCUUUCAUACGAUUUCUUUCUUUUUUUCUUUUGUGCUAUUUUCUCUCUCUCUCUAUCUAUCUAUCUAUCUAUCUAUCUAUCUAUCUAUCUAUCUAUCUAUCUAUCUAUCUCUAUCUCCCUUUCUUUUUUUCGUACGAUUUCUUUCUUUUGUACUAUUUCUUACAUUUGUACUAUUUAUUCAUUUUGUACUAUUUCUUACUUUCGUACGAUUCUUUCUUUCUUUCUUUCUUUUGUAAUAUUUCUUUCUGCCUCUGUCACUCUUUUUCUUUCUUACUUACGAUUUCUUUCCUUCUUUUUACUAUUUCUUACUUUUUCUUUUUUCUUUCUUUCGUACGAUUUUUUUCUUUCUUUUGUAGAAAUUUUUCUCUUUCUCUCUCUCUCUCUAUCUAUCUAUCUAUCUAUGUACCUAUCUUUCUUUCUUUCUUUCGUACGAUUUCUUUCUUUCUUUCUUUCUUUCUUUCUUUCUUUCUUUCCUUCCUACCUUUGUAGUAUUUCUUUCUAUCUCUCUUCCCUCUUUCGUAUGCUUUCUUUCUUUCUUUCUUUUCUACUGUUUCUUCCUUUUGUAUUAUUACUUUAUUUUGUACUAUUUCCGUCUUCCUUCCUUCCUUCCUUCCUUCCUUCCUUCCUUCCUUCCUUCCUUUCUUUCUUUCUUUCCUUCCUUUGUAGUAUUUCUUUCUAUCUCUCUUCCUUCUUCCGUACGAUUUCUAGUAUUUUUUACUCUUUCUCUCUCUCUGUGUCUUUCUUUCCAACGAUUUCUUUCUUUCUUUCUUUCUUUCUUUCUUUUCUUUCGUUCUAUUUUUCUUUCUUUCUUUUCUUUCUUUCUUUUGUAAUAUUACUUUCUUUUUUUCUUUAUUUCGUAAUUUUUUGCUCUCUCUCUCUCUCUAUCUAUCUAUCUAUCUAUCUAUCUAUCUAUCUAUCUAUCUCCCUUUCUUUCUUUCGCACGAUUUCUUUCCUCUUUUGGAGUAUUUCUCUCUCUCUCUCUCUCUCUCUCUAA